AUGCAGAAGAGCGUGCGCUACAACGAGGGGCACGCCCUGUACCUGGCCUUCCUGGCCCGCAAGGAGGGCACCAAACGCGGCUUCCUGAGCAAGAAGGCAGCCGACGCGAGUCGCUGGCACGAGAAGUGGUUCGCUCUCUACCAGAAUGUGCUCUUCUACUUCGAGGGCGAGCAGAGCGGCCGCCCGGCGGGCAUGUACCUCCUGGAGGGCUGCAGCUGCGAGCGGACGCCCGCGCCGCCCAGGGCCGGAGUCGGGCCGGGCGCUGCCCGGGACGCGCUGGACAAGCAGUAUUACUUUACCGUUCUUUUUGGCCAUGAGGGUCAGAAACCUCUGGAGCUGCGCUGUGAGGAGGAACAGGACGGUAAAGAGUGGAUGGAGGCCAUUCACCAAGCCAGUUAUGCAGACAUUUUGAUUGAGAGGGAAGUGUUAAUGCAGAAGUACAUUCAUCUAGUUCAGAUCGUAGAGACAGAAAAAAUUGCAGCUAACCAGCUCCGGCAUCAACUUGAAGAUCAAGACACAGAAAUCGAAAGACUUAAAUCAGAGAUUGUCGCUCUUAACAAAACCAAGGAACGAAUGCGGCCUUACCAAAGCAAUCAAGAAGAUGAGGACCCAGACAUCAAGAAGAUAAAAAAGGUUCAGAGCUUCAUGAGAGGAUGGUUGUGUAGAAGGAAAUGGAAGACUAUUGUGCAGGAUUACAUUUGUUCUCCUCAUGCUGAAAGUAUGAGGAAGAGAAACCAGAUUGUGUUCACCAUGGUUGAAGCCGAGUCGGAGUAUGUUCACCAGCUCUACAUCCUGGUCAAUGGCUUCCUCCGGCCCCUGAGAAUGGCGGCCAGCUCCAAGAAGCCUCCCAUCAGCCAUGAUGACGUCAGCAGCAUUUUUCUCAACAGUGAAACAAUCAUGUUCCUUCAUGAAAUAUUUCACCAAGGAUUGAAGGCAAGGAUAGCAAACUGGCCUACUCUAAUUUUAGCCGAUCUGUUCGAUAUUUUGCUCCCCAUGUUGAACAUUUAUCAAGAAUUUGUACGUAACCACCAGUACAGCCUCCAAGUGCUUGCCAAUUGCAAACAAAACAGAGAUUUUGACAAACUCUUAAAGCAGUAUGAAGCCAACCCUGCCUGUGAGGGGAGGAUGCUGGAAACAUUCCUGACCUAUCCAAUGUUUCAGAUCCCUAGGUAUAUCAUCACACUUCAUGAACUCCUCGCUCAUACACCCCACGAGCAUGUGGAAAGGAAAAGUCUGGAGUUUGCUAAAUCAAAACUAGAGGAACUGUCCAGGAUAAUGCACGAUGAAGUGAGCGACACUGAAAACAUAAGGAAGAACCUUGCCAUAGAAAGGAUGAUCGUAGAGGGCUGUGAUAUUUUGCUGGACACCAGCCAGACCUUCAUCCGCCAAGGUUCUCUUAUUCAAGUACCUUCUGUUGAGAGGGGGAAACUUAGUAAAGUUCGCCUGGGUUCAUUGUCUUUGAAAAAGGAAGGAGAAAGACAGUGCUUCUUAUUUACAAAACACUUUUUAAUUUGUACGAGAAGCUCAGGAGGAAAGCUCCAUCUGCUGAAGACAGGUGGGGUUCUCUCACUCAUAGAAUGUACGUUGAUUGAGGAGCCCGAUGCGAGUGAUGAUGACUCCAAAGGUUCUGGGCAAGUAUUUGGACAUCUGGAUUUUAAAAUAGUAGUGGAGCCUCCUGAUUCUGCCCCUUUCACUGUAGUCUUGUUAGCACCUUCACGCCAGGAGAAAGCUGCCUGGAUGAGCGACAUAAGUCAGUGUGUGGACAAUAUACGGUGUAAUGGUUUAAUGACUAUAGUAUUUGAAGAGAAUUCCAAAGUUACUGUGCCACAUAUGAUUAAGUCUGAUGCCCGUCUUCAUAAAGAUGACACUGACAUUUGCUUCAGUAAAACACUCAACUCCUGCAAAGUGCCCCAGAUCCGCUAUGCCAGUGUGGAGCGCCUCCUGGAGCGGCUGACAGACUUGCGGUUUCUUAGUAUUGAUUUCCUCAACACCUUUCUGCACACCUAUCGUAUUUUCACUACAGCAGCUGUGGUGCUGGCAAAACUUUCCGAUAUAUACAAGAGGCCUUUUACCUCCAUCCCUGUCAGGUCAUUAGAAUUGUUUUUUGCUACCAGCCAGAACAAUAGAGGUGAACAUUUGGUGGAUGGCAAAUCCCCACGCUUAUGUCGCAAAUUCUCUUCCCCACCACCACUGGCUUUGUCCAGGACGUCCUCCCCAGUGAGGGCCAGAAAGCUGUCCUUGACUUCUCCGUUGAACUCAAGGAUAGGAGCUUUGGACCUGACCACCUGCUCAGCAUCCAGCAGUCCUACCACCACCCACAGCCCUGCUGCAUCCCCACCACCGCACCCUGGCAAAGUACCGUUGGAUCUCAGCAGAGGCCUUCCUUCUCCAGAACAAAGCCCGGGAUCUAUAGAGGAGUCUCUAGAUAACCCCCGCAUGGAUCUGUGUAACAAGCUAAAACGAAGUAUUCAAAGAGCCGUCCUAGAGUCUGCACCUGUGGACCGAGCAGGAGUGGAAAGUUCCCCAGUGGCAGACAGCAUGGACCUUUCACCUUGCCGAUCACCCUCCACUCCUCAGCACCUCCGCUAUCGUCAGCCUGUAGGACAGACGGCCGACAGCUCCCUCUGCUCUGUUUCGCCGGCGUCUGCUUUUGCAAUUGCCACGGCAGCUGCAGGCCACGGAAGUCCACCAGGAUUUAACAACACUGAGAGGACGUGCGACAAAGAAUUUAUUAUUCGGAGAACAGCCACCAAUCGAGUCCUGAAUGUCCUCCGUCACUGGGUCUCAAAGCAUGCACAGGAUUUUGAACUCAACAACGAACUAAAGAUGAAUGUCCUCAAUUUGCUAGAAGAAGUUUUGCGAGACCCAGACCUUCUUCCCCAGGAAAGGAAAGCCACGGCAAAUAUCCUGAGGGCCCUUUCCCAAGAUGAUCAAGAUGACAUCCACCUAAAAUUAGAGGAUAUAAUUCAACUGGCAGACUGUCCGAAGGCUGAGUGCUUUGAGACCUUGUCAGCCAUGGAGCUGGCUGAGCAGAUCACCCUCCUGGACCACAUCGUCUUCAGAAGCAUUCCCUACGAAGAAUUUCUUGGGCAGGGGUGGAUGAAGCUGGAUAAAAAUGAAAGAACACCUUACAUUAUGAAAACCAGCCAGCACUUCAAUGAUAUGAGUAACCUGGUGGCCUCCCAGAUAAUGAAUUAUGCCGAUGUCAGCUCCCGUGCCAACGCGAUAGAGAAGUGGGUGGCCGUGGCGGACAUUUGUCGCUGCCUGCACAACUACAAUGGCGUGCUGGAGAUCACCUCAGCCUUAAACAGAAGCGCCAUCUACAGGCUGAAGAAAACCUGGGCCAAGGUGUCUAAGCAGACAAAAGCUCUCAUGGACAAGCUUCAGAAAACUGUUUCAUCUGAAGGAAGAUUUAAAAAUCUCAGAGAAACCCUUAAAAACUGUAACCCCCCAGCUGUUCCUUAUCUGGGGAUGUACCUGACAGACCUGGCAUUUAUUGAAGAGGGAACACCAAACUUUACCGAAGAAGGCCUUGUUAAUUUCUCCAAGAUGAGAAUGAUAUCACACAUCAUCAGAGAGAUACGCCAAUUCCAGCAGACUUGCUAUCGAAUAGACCAUCAGCCAAAGGUCACUCAGUACCUGCUUGACAAAGCCCUCAUCAUAGAUGAAGAUACGCUGUAUGAACUGUCACUAAAAAUUGAACCUCGGCUCCCUGCUUGA
Enhydra lutris kenyoni (northern sea otter) is the source of this 3720-nucleotide messenger RNA. Its product is annotated as Ras protein specific guanine nucleotide releasing factor 2. Gene Ontology annotation, molecular function: guanyl-nucleotide exchange factor activity; protein binding. The record is from RefSeq and is a predicted model, not a curated record. Gene Ontology annotation, biological process: positive regulation of GTPase activity; Ras protein signal transduction. The transcript is spliced from 27 exons. Lineage: Eukaryota; Metazoa; Chordata; Mammalia; Carnivora; Mustelidae. Gene Ontology annotation, cellular component: plasma membrane. The coding region runs from base 1 to 3720 and encodes 1239 amino acids.